CGCCCCUCGCCGGCGCGCUGCGCGGUGACGUCAAUCGGCUGCCCCUGUGCCUGCGCGGAGGAGACCCCGCAGUGAGCUGCCAACGCCCGGCGGAGCGUCCGAGGUUCUCUUGGAGUCGAUAUUCUAGUAGAUUUCAGCUAUGCAGACGAUCAAGUGUGUAGUAGUGGGUGAUGGUGCUGUUGGUAAAACCUGUCUCUUAAUUUCUUACACAACAAAUAAAUUCCCAUCGGAAUAUGUACCAACGGUUUUCGAUAACUAUGCUGUAACAGUGAUGAUUGGAGGAGAGCCUUACACCCUUGGCCUCUUUGAUACUGCAGGUCAGGAAGAUUAUGAUAGAUUACGACCCCUCAGCUAUCCACAGACAGAUGUAUUUCUGGUCUGUUUUUCAGUGGUCUCUCCUUCUUCAUUUGAAAAUGUGAAAGAAAAGUGGGUACCUGAAAUUACUCACCACUGUCCAAAGACUCCUUUUCUGCUUGUUGGGACCCAGAUUGAUUUAAGAGAUGAUCCCUCAACAAUUGAGAAACUUGCCAAGAACAAGCAGAAGCCCAUAACUCCAGAGACUGCUGAAAAGCUGGCCCGAGACCUGAAGGCUGUAAAAUACGUGGAAUGCUCUGCACUCACGCAGAGAGGUCUGAAGAAUGUGUUUGAUGAGGCUAUCCUAGCUGCCCUCGAGCCUCCGGAAACUCAGCCCAAAAGGAAGUGCUGUAUAUUCUAAACUUUCUUCUUCCCCUCUUGCUGCUGCUUCCUCUGUCCCACUACUGUAGAAACCUGGUUAAAAAUGAAUCAAACCACCUUGAUUGAAAGCUGUUGUGCCUCCUUGCCAUCUUAGAGCAACCUCUGUAUUAACUCUUGGACUGAAAACAGUACUUGAGAUCUUUAGUAAAACAUUGUGACUGUGGAACAUGAACUGGACUCGCUUAACUCCCUGCUGCUUGGGUUGCCAGGUGUGGCUAGCUUUAUAAUUCAGGCUGUUGGGGGAAAGGAUUUGGUUACAUCGUUAUUUAAAGAACGACUAAAAAAAAAAAAGAGAUGGUGUUUGAUCUUCCUGAAUCCAACUGGAAGAAACAAUGAGUGUGUUUUCCAUUUCUACUUGUGACUCUUAACUGUAUUUGCAUGACAAAAGUACCUGAACUGGUGAUCUGCAAAUGAAACUGUAACGUGAAGGGUUUUCUGGUUCUCCUGUGUGCAGUGAGAUGUUUCUGUUGCUGUUGCUUUGGCUGUCUGUGCUAUAGUGGAGUAUCUGUCAGUCCUUGGGGGGAAGGAAAUAUUGAUGUACUUGCUACUGCUUUAUGAACUGUUAAAAUUCUUGCUUUCACUAACAUGGUAGAGCUCUUCAUUUCAAUAAUAGAUCCAUAAAGCCUGUUACUGUAAGAUGUAAAGCUGCUGCUUACUGUCGUGCUUCUGAUUUUUAUUGUUUUAAGGAAAAAAAAAAAAUCAAUUGUAGCUUGUCUUUAAAUUUUGAAAUUAAAAAUUGCAGUUGUUUGUAUAAAUGACUGAUGAAGCUUUAUUCAAGUUGCAUUUCCUGGCUCCAGUUUAAUCCUUAACAGAGUGUACGGUACCCCUCUGUAUUCCUCCCAGCUUGACUUUUCUGUUACCACGGAAGGUUCUGGGCUCUGCCUGGCUCCUAACCCUGGGGUGGUUGGGGCUGGAUGCCCGGCCAGAGCAUGUACUGAGCAGGUUAUCAUUGCAUGCUUGCCUUGCCUCUCCUCCACUGACACGCCAGGCGUGCUCCAUGCUCCGGGUUGAGCUCUUCCAUCUGAAUGCAGCACUUUCUCCUUUGUCAUUAGCAUGUGAAGUACGUGAGUAGCCAGUUACUCAAAACAGUUCCUUAAGGAAAUUACUUUGGUGCUGGUGUGUUGCUUUUUGUGAAGAGCUCUGCUCUGCUCUGUGUGAGGAUUCGUUUUCUUGUUCUGAAAAUGAGAUGCUGAUCAGAAGCUGCUGAGAGCAGCGGUACAGAGCCUCGCUGGGCAGGCAGGCUUUGGAGAUGCCAGAUCUCCAGGUGUCCUUAGAGGGGUGUGGCUGCCACUUGGUUUUCUGGGGUUUUGUUUGUGUGAAAACUCAAAAAUGAGACUGCCCCUUUCUCUCUUUGCCCCUUUUCAGAAAGGCCUAAAGAAUGUAUUUGACGAGGCGAUAUUGGCUGCCCUGGAGCCCCCGGAGCCGAAGAAGACUCGCAGGUGUGUGCUGCUAUGAACGUCCCUCCACAGCCCCUUCUGCAAAGCUGGUGUUUGAUGUCAUACUAAAAGCAAUGUUAAAAAUCAAACUAAAGAUACAAAUUUUAAAAUUUGUUUUUGCAAUAAUGACAAAUACCCUGCACUCCCAUCUCCCCCACACGAUCCCUGUGUGAGAUGAGAAUGUUAGUGUUUAUUCCCCAGUGCCCCCUUCAAUUCAGUUAAACUAGUUAAUUUUGAGUAAUUAUGUAUUACCAGAAGACACUGAUCAUUACUAGUUUUUUUUUUAUUUUGUUUAUAGUUUCUAAUUUUUUUUCUGUUUGUUUAACAUCAAGGCAUGCUCAAUGACUUUUUCUGUAACAGACUAAUUUUAGGCUGCUUAACUGAAGUCUUGGCCCUUAAUCUGGUGUGGCAAGACUUGGUUCUGGUUUCUAGACCUUGUAGGGCUGCUCUGCAGCCAGCCAGCAGCCUGGGUAUGAGCAGACUUUAGUCAGGAAAGCAAAAUGUCCCAAGCUGGUGCUCCUCUAAGAAGGAUUGCAGAAAGUAAAUCUUCUCUGAAGUUGCCUUGUAUCUUUUACCCCAGGCUUUUUAACUGUGCAGGUCAGGAGAUUUAUACCCCAUCCUCUUAAGUUAUGGAGCCUUAUUAACAGGAGAACGAUUUUUCUCCGGAUGCACCAUCAGACUUGAAACUAACUUGCCAGUCUCUUCCUUAAUCUUUGCCAUCAUAAUCUGUUGGCUCGUGUUGAAGAAAUAACUGCGCCUUUGGAAACACGCCUAGCUGGGUCAGUUGGGUUUUAAUGAAUCUACCUUCUGCCAAUCCUUAAUUAUUAGAGAAACGCUUACAGUGACCUGCACACGUACACUGCUGCUUGGACACCCUGAAGGGACCUGGGAUGUGCUACAAUGGGUUUUGGAGCUGGCUCUGAUGGUGCAUCUCUCGCUGGAUGGCUUGGUUUGAGGAGGGGUGGAAAGAUAGACCUGUGUCAGUUGAAAGGAAGUGCAGGGAGGGGCCUCUGGUGUUUGGUGUGACACCAUAUCGGGACCACUUGAGGGAGCCCCUUUUUCUGCAUUUUGCUCAUGAGUAACCUUAAACCUGUAAGAGAGGCUCCAACCCCUCUGAAGAUCAUGUGCAGUGUCUCUACAAAGACCAUCUGCAGUAUCAGAAGGAUUUUACCAAAAACAUAUUUUGGAUUGCAAAUUCAAAAAUUUUAAGACUUAGGGAAAUCUUCUCCAUCUUCCAAAAUUUCAAUUUCUUGUAGACUCAUUAGUGUUGAACCAAUGCUUUUUCAUGUCUAAGUUCUUUGUAUAUGCAUUCUUUUCAGAUGUAUUAAAGUAUCUUCACAAGCCUG
Messenger RNA from Hirundo rustica (Barn swallow), 3517 nucleotides. It is a transcript of the gene CDC42, whose product is annotated as cell division cycle 42. The record is from RefSeq and is a predicted model, not a curated record. Bases 140 to 715 code for a protein of 191 amino acids. Gene Ontology annotation, cellular component: dendritic spine. NCBI's taxonomy places the organism in Eukaryota, Metazoa, Chordata, Aves, Passeriformes, Hirundinidae. The transcript is spliced from 6 exons. Gene Ontology annotation, biological process: small GTPase-mediated signal transduction; modification of synaptic structure. Gene Ontology annotation, molecular function: GTP binding; GTPase activity.